Nanorana parkeri is the source of this 1916-nucleotide messenger RNA. RefSeq names its product major facilitator superfamily domain containing 11 (gene MFSD11). The record is from RefSeq and is a predicted model, not a curated record. The coding region runs from base 56 to 1408 and encodes 450 amino acids. The transcript has 13 exons. NCBI's taxonomy places the organism in Eukaryota, Metazoa, Chordata, Amphibia, Anura, Dicroglossidae.
UUCAGGCUUGUGUCUGCUGCUCAUCUGGUAAUCAGUCCACCCCAAAGGAGAAACCAUGACUCCAGAACGGAAGAAACUGCUGAACAUUUUCAUCUUGGGCUUUGCCUUCAUGUUCAUGUUCACCGCUUUUCAGACUUGCGGCAAUGUUGCGCAAACCAUCAUCUCCAGCUUAAAUAACACUGAAUUCCAUGGCAGUGGUUAUACGAGCAUGGCCAUCAUAUAUGGAGUGUUUUCAGCCUCCAAUCUCAUAGCACCUUCUGUAGUUGCCUUGAUUGGCUGUCAACUAUCAAUGUUCCUGAGUGGUAUAUUUUACAGUGCCUACAUUGCAAUGUUCAUCCAGCCAUACACCUGGUCAUUUUACACGUUGUCAGUUUUAAUCGGGAUUGCUGCUGCCGUGCUCUGGACUGCUCAAGGCACCUGUCUGACUAUAAACUCAGAUGACAAGACAAUUGGGCGGAACAGUGGUAUCUUCUGGGCCCUACUGCAGUUCAGUAUGCUUUUUGGAAACCUUUAUAUCUAUGUUGCAUGGAAGGGAGAAGCUGUCAUAUCAGAUCGGGAUCGCAGGACUGUGUUCAUCGCCCUCACCGUCAUAAGCUUGGUUGGAGCAGUUCUUUUUUUCCUCAUUCGGACACCACCCUCCAACACAGUCCAUCUGAGUGAGGACGACGACGGAAGCUCUGACAUCCUUGAAGGCAACGUGUCUUCACAGAGCAACAUAUCAAAAGCACUGGAUGCCUUUGGUAAAUCUGUGAAGUUGUCCGUCACCAAAACCAUGCUGCUGCUGAGCAUAUCCAUGGCUUACACAGGUUUUGAACUCACCUUUUACUCUGGUGUGUUUGGCACUUGUAUUGGAGCAAUCAACUGGUUCGGAGCUGAUGCUAAAAGUUUAAUUGGGCUUUCCGGAAUAUUUGUUGGCCUUGGAGAAGUUUUAGGUGGUGCAGUCUUUGGAUUACUCAGCAAGAAUAGUCGCUUUGGCAGAAAUCCAGUCUUUCUAUUUGGUCUUGUUGUUCAUUUUCUAGCUUUCUACCUGAUCUUCCUUAGUAUUCCUGCUGACGCCCCUAUCGCCUCUCGUGAUGGAACAUACAGUCGGGCAUAUGUAGAUCCUAGCAAAAUCCUGUCUAUGUUCUGCAGCUUUCUGUUGGGUUUAGGAGACAGCUGCUUCAACACUCAGCUUCUCAGUAUUUUGGGAACUCUGUACUCCGAUGACAGUGCUCCCGCUUUUGCGAUAUUCAAAUUUGUGCAGUCUAUCACCGCAGCUGUUGCAUUCUUUUAUAGCAACUACCUCCUCCUGCAGUGGCAGCUGUUAAUCAUGGUGAUAUUUGGAUUCUUUGGCACCAUCUCCUUUUUCUUUGUGGAAUGGGCAACGGUCAGCUUGGAUCCACAAGAGACCCGCUACGGCAGUAUUUGAUGAAGACGCAUUGCACGGCAGCUGCUGGUUAACAGAGUGAAGAGGCUCAGAAUUUGUCUGGCACUUGAGCGGUUAAUUAAACAUUUGGAUCUGCGCUGGCCGCAGGGCAUUCCCUAGAGCUACUCUGUACUACUUUUCGGAUUCGGGACAACAUUGACGUGACCAUAAUGCACUCCAUCCCCAGCGUCUUCUGGGGCAGAGAAAACAUAUGGCAGUGGUUCACAGACAUUGCCGGUGCAAUAGCUGCUACACUCCUUUUGCCUGCUGUUAUUACUUGAUCAUGUUUAUCACCUGCCAAUUAUGAAGUCUGAUUAUUCACAUCCCUUUGAUCACUGAAUGCAAUGAACUUGAUCAGACACCACACUUCUUGCCCUUUUUACCAUGUGAUAUUUUAAUGACCGUUUUAUAAAUGGGAGUGGGGCUUACCACACAUUGACUAUAUAGCUAAAAAAAAAUACUUGACAGCAAAUUUGCUGUUCUAUCCAAUUUUGGAAUUUGUGAUGGUUCC